Saprolegnia parasitica CBS 223.65 is the source of this 2077-nucleotide messenger RNA. RefSeq lists its product as hypothetical. The coding region runs from base 1 to 2007 and encodes 668 amino acids. Gene Ontology annotation, molecular function: protein binding. The transcript has 2 exons. The record is from RefSeq and is a predicted model, not a curated record. Lineage: Eukaryota; Oomycota; Saprolegniomycetes; Saprolegniales; Saprolegniaceae.
AUGGCAGCGACAGCGGUGCUCCGAUCGUCGGAUCUGCUUACGACCAUUGUCGGCUAUCAAGAAGGACUGCCGGAAGCGCUCGCCGAAGUCCAGUGGAUCGCAGAUGCCAUCGAUCUCACGCCCAGCGUCGCCAGCUACCGCAUGAUACCGACAACGGGGCAUCUCUCCAACCUCCCGAUGCGAUUUGCAGCACUGCCGUACCUCCAGCGGUACUCCGCCACGACCAAUCUCUCCAACCAUGCGCUCUUUGUGUCGCCGAUCAAGGUCGAUCCGGCCUUGGCGCUGCACCUCUGCGUCGUCGAAGGCAAUAUGGCGAUCAUCGAGCAGUGGCUUCGACACAAGCCAGCGCUCGUCACAUCAGGCACGCUCGAGCUCGCGGCGGCGUCGUCCCAAAGUGCGAUUCUGCGACUGCUUCUUGCGCGGUAUCCCGAGCUUGUGACGGCCAAGAUGAUGGACCUUGUGGCCAUGGCGGGCGACCUCUCACUCUUGCAUUCGCUGCACGAGGCCGGCGCGAUCUGCACCACCGACGCGAUGGACGGUGCAGCCAUGAACGGGCACUUGGACGUCGUCGUCUUUCUACAUGAAGCGAGAUACGAAGGCUGCACGAUCGUUGCGCCCACGGCCGCUGUCGCCAACGGCCACGCACCCAUUUUUCGCUAUCUCCUCGAACACUGCGUCGGACGGGUGGCACCGUCGCUCUUCUACCGGGUGCCAUACGUCGAGAUCAAGACACACAACGUUGUUGGCACGUCACACUUGGAGGCAAUCGUCCUCGCAUCGUCCAAAACGCUUCUUUCCGAGUCAGCGCUACUGCCUGUGGUACGUUCGCUGGCCGCUCUCGAGACGUUUCGUGACCCGGCCAUGAUCCGCUUUGUCCUCGACCACACCGCGCUCGAAGCUGCGCCGCCCCAGGACGCCAUGUCUGCGACGACCGACGCGUGGUUUGUCUUCCCAGCUCUCGACGCGGCCGCAACGACGCACCCGGCACUGCACGACGACGGUGCCACGAUGGCCGUCGCCGCCUUCUACGGUGAUCUCGACACGAUGCAGCGCCUGCACGGAAGCCAUUUGGGCCAUGUGACGGUCCAGGCGCUUGAGUACGCGGCCUUGAACGGCCAUCUGCAUGUUCUCCACUGGCUGUCUCGCUUCCAAAACGAUGGCGUCAUGAGCGAAGCACUUGCGUGGGCGUGUGUGCAUGGCCAUCUCGAUGUCGCGCGGUAUCUUUGCGAGGUGUGGCACGUGCCAGUGUCACAGACAGCACUGGCCACGGCCGCCCACACGGGCCAUCGCCGCCUCGUCCGGUACCUCCUCUUGGGCGGCAAUGGCCACGUUGAAGAGGAUGAGGCAGACGAGUCUACGUACGACACGAACGAAUGCAUCUACGACCAUCUGCUGGGCUGUUUCCGGAGCACCUUCGUUCGCACGCGUCCAGUCGACGCCGCUGCGAGCCAAGGCCAUCUGGCGAUCCUGGAGCUGCUCAUUGACCAGGGUGCUGAGGUGACGACGACGACGAUGGACGCUGCGGUCGCGCAUGGGCAUGCUGAUAUUGUGCGCUUCCUUGUCGCCGAGCAUGGUCGAGGCUGCACGGUGCAUCACCUCUGCACGGCGAGCUCGCAACGCCGCAUGGAUCUGGCAUCGUAUCUGCUGUCGCACAUGCAGAUUGAAGCCGACGACGACGACCUGCAGCGGCUCUUUGUGUGCGCCGCGAGGAGCGGAAGUCUCGCGUUCCUCGGUCAGCUGCGCACCGUCGUUUCCGUCGACGCUCGGCCGCGGACGCAAGAGCUCAUGCUCGUGCACGCCGUGCUGCAACGGCAGGUGCACAUGCUGAUGCACUUGUGCGAAGUCGACGGCUUCAAAUGGACGCCAAACGUCCAUGACGUCGCGACGCUGCUCGGUCGGAAGAAGGUGCUCAAGUACUUGGAGACGUUGGGGCAGGCCGCCGCCGAGUCGGUGGUCACCUUUGGGCCGAUCGUCGGCAUCAUUGGGUUCGAAACAACACUCGUAUAAGCAAGACCACAUUGUAUUUGGCGCAGCCGACUGUCAGUGAGUUGGAUGAAUUGGCAUUCAUGUAUCAAUG